Molecule: messenger RNA, 2332 nt
Organism: Hippoglossus stenolepis (Pacific halibut)
Lineage: Eukaryota; Metazoa; Chordata; Actinopteri; Pleuronectiformes; Pleuronectidae
Gene: neu4
Product: sialidase 4
Exons: 4
Coding region: 851-2332 (493 amino acids)
Biological process (GO): oligosaccharide catabolic process; ganglioside catabolic process
Cellular component (GO): membrane; lysosome; cytoplasm
Molecular function (GO): exo-alpha-sialidase activity
Source: RefSeq, a predicted model, not a curated record
CACUCAUAACAAGUCUAAAUAGUUUUUAAUUAUUAUUACAAAGGAAUAGUUCAUUGUUUUAGCCUCAACAUUUUUCUGUGAUCCCAUAAAACAUAAUGUAUGUACACCCCAUGAGUAUAAUGUAUUAUUUGGGCCCAUUUAAAUAAUCUAUGGACAAAUGUGAAAUACAAGCUGCAGCAGUAUUGCAAUGACAAUAACUGAGCAUUAUUUCAUGCACAUUCUCUGGAACACGAAAAAGAAAAUCACAGAGGACACAUCAUUGAGUCAUUGUUCAGUGUGUGUCCCCGUCCGGCCUUCACCUCCACAAUGGCUGCUCUCAUCUGAUUCAUCCAAAGCUGUAGAUGUGAUGAGUGUGGUCCAUUUCUGGGUCAUUGAGCAGUGUGCCAUACUGCUGCAGUGAAUAGAGGAUGGAGAGAAGAGAGAGGCCAUAGCUUUCACACCGCUCACCCCCAAAACACCCAAACACACACACACACACAUCACACUGUCAACCCAAAAUUCAAGUGCUGACACAUACACUAUGUCCUCACAAAGCAGCAGCAGUUCUCACAGAGCGUUGUCGGUGUAAGUACCCUGCAGCCAUUUGCCUUUUUCUGCUCAUAACCUGAGCAUUAUAUCCUCCAUAUGUAAUGUUAUCUAGGGAGAACUUCUUAUGAAGCAUAUGAAUACACACUGAUGAGCUGUGAGUGUAGAUUUGUCAGCUUUUUAUUUCACAGUUUGUGGUCGAUUCAAAGUCAACACUUUUUGUCAGUUCCACAGCUCCUCCUCCCACAUGCGUUUUCUUCAUACUCACAUGUAAUGUCCGACGUUUGAGACGAGUGGGAGCUAUAACGUCCACACAUCAGGGAGCAUGAAGUCGCCCUAUUUCCCAGCGAGGUCUGUGCUUUUCCACAAGGAGCCAAACGGGGUGACGUACAGAGUGCCGGCGCUGCUCUACCUGUCCCACUCCAGGUCCUUCCUGGCCUUUUGUGAGGAGAGACUCAGCCCGUCAGACGCCCAGGCUCAUCUGCUCGUCAUGAGGAAAGGCACUUUCUACAGAAAUUAUGUGGAGUGGGAGGACAUGCGCGUCCUGGGCUCUGCUUACCUGGCGGGCCACCGGUCCAUGAACCCGUGCCCGGUGUACGAUGAGUUCACAGGUACCCUCUACUUGUUCUUCAUCGCCGUCCUGGGCCACACCUCGGAGGCUUAUCAGCUGGUGACCGGCAAGAACGUGACCCGGCUCUGCUACAUCUCCAGCAAUGACGACGGAGACACCUGGACGACCGUCACCGACCUGACCAAGAGAGUCAUAGGAGACACUAUCAAAGAAUGGGCGACCUUCGCUCUUGGCCCGGGCCACGGUAUCCAGCUGAAGUCAGGCCGCCUCCUCGUUCCCGCCUACGCUUACCACAUCGAGUGCAAAGAGUGUUUCGGACAACUCUGCCAGACCACUCCCCACGCCUUCUGCUUCCACAGUGACACCCAUGGGAGAACCUGGCGAUUUGGCGAGGCGGUGCCCGGCCCGGAGAGCGUGGAGUGUCAGAUGGUGUCUGUGGACGAGGAGGAUGGGACCAACGUGUUGUACUGUAACGCUCGCAGCCCUCUCGGCUACAGGGUGCAGGCCCUCAGUCUGGAUGAUGGGGCUGUGUUUCAGGAGGGGCAGCUGGUGCAGCGGCUGGUGGAGCCUCGAAAUGGUUGUCAUGGCAGCAUUGUUGGGUUUCCUGCCCCGUUACAUGUGUGCCAGGGUCUUAACCAACACUCACACCAACAUACACACCGCUCCAGACACUGGACAUCCUGCACGACCAGCCCCAAUCAAACCAUCCCCUCCACUCCUGACAUCACUUCUGUCUCCACCAGCACUUUGUCACCUUAUCACGUCACUCCCCCAGAUUUCCUCACCCCCACCUGGGUAGUAUACUCCCACCCAACAUGGACCACUGCACGCAAGGAUCUGGGCGUGUUCCUCAGCCUGUUUCCCCGUGACCCGGACAGCUGGCGGGGUCCCUGGGUGAUCUACGAGGGCCCCAGCGCCUACUCCGACCUGGCCUAUCUGGAGCUGCCCCCCUCACCUGGAGCACCGCCCGCUGUGGCCUUCGCCUGCCUGUUUGAGUGUGGAGCCAAAACGGCCUACGACGAAAUCUGCUUCAGCAUCUUCACCCUGUACGAGCUUAUUGAUAACCUGCCGAGAGAUGGGCAGCAGCAGGAUGACAGUGACGGAUGUAAAAAACAGCAGAAUCAGGAGUGUGAGAGCGGUCGGAGUCGUGAUGCUAAACCUGAAACAGUUUUCCAGCCAGUGCCUCAUGUGAAGAAGAGGAGAAAGAAGUUGACUGAGAUGUGCUGUUUGUCUUAA